This is a messenger RNA of Pezoporus flaviventris, 2773 nucleotides long. It is a transcript of the gene PRLHR, whose product is annotated as prolactin releasing hormone receptor. Lineage: Eukaryota; Metazoa; Chordata; Aves; Psittaciformes; Psittacidae. The transcript is spliced from 2 exons. Gene Ontology annotation, biological process: G protein-coupled receptor signaling pathway. Gene Ontology annotation, molecular function: neuropeptide binding; neuropeptide Y receptor activity. Bases 1724 to 2758 code for a protein of 344 amino acids. The record is from RefSeq and is a predicted model, not a curated record. Gene Ontology annotation, cellular component: plasma membrane; neuron projection.
CACUCUGAGGAACUGUUGUUCUCCCCUCAGGCUGGAAUUAUAGCUGUAUUCCAGCCUGUACCAUAGUCUAACCAUAUAUGCAAUGACACGGAGUCAGCCCUGAGGAUGUUUGAAAUGCUGAUCCAUCAUGAGCCAUUGUAGGAGAAUGGCUCUGAUCUGAACAUGGGCUACACAAGAUUAGCUUCUGAUUUUGGAUUAGGGAAAGGGUUACAACACAAAUUAAAUAUAUUUAAACUUGUGAUUUAUGUCAAAUUACAUGAAAACAGAAGAAGGAUAUGGUUCUGCUGAUAGCUUCAUGGAAAAUAGUGGGUUACUAUUCCCUUAGAGUAGCCUAAAAGAUUUGGACAUGAACUGUCCAUUGAAAUUGUGUCUAAAUCCCCUGAGUGCUUUGCAAACCCCAGCAAUGUUCUCUGACCUGAAGUAUCCAGAAGUGGUUAGGCUGUUCCAUGUAUUUUUUAGUUUCCCUAACUGAUGUAAAUGGAUGCAGUGCAGCUUCAUUAUUUUUCACCAGCUGAGGUGAUAGUUUCAGAAUUGGUUGGAAUGGAAGAGAAUUAAGGGAGAAUUAGAGAAAUAGGCAAGAGCUGGAUGGGGACGUCUGCUUACAUUCUGUAAGUACUUAUCCUGAUUUUUCCUUUCUAAUGUUUGACCGAACAGAACAAGGACAGUGUGUUCUAUGUACUGGUUAUCACUUGUUGUCUGGUACAGAAAAGGUUAACAAACCUACUGCAGGAAUGAAGAAACACCCCAAAUAUUUGUGGGCAGCUGCAAUAUUAGACACAGGUUGCUGUAGUUCACUGCAGGUAAACCCGUACAGCUAAGCUAUUUGGGUGCUACUAUUUCCUUUGAGAUUAUUUCAUGUGUUUACUUUUAAAGCUGUGUAAACCCCACUGAAAACGGUCACAAUGAGUGAGCAAACAUUGAACCACCAUUAGAAAAGAAAUUGAAAUAAAAUAAGAUCCUUUGUGCUUUAUGCUAAAUGCACAUUUCGAAUCCGAACUUCAUUCACAGGUAUGUAGCUGAGUCCCUCUAGUGGCACAAACAUUUAUUUGGCUUCAUAUGUUAUUAAAAUUCUGUUUUACAGUCCAUUAUAGCAACAAAUUCACAGGUAGGCUUUUCUGGGCACUCUGAGAGCUGUGGCAAAGUAAAUCUUGGAUUAGAUGCUGUGCAAGCUCGUCUUAAUGAAUGUAAAUUGAUUUUUAAGUUGUGAGGGGCAAUUAUAGGUGCACUGGAAGAAGGGAAUAUUUGAAAGGAUAUUCUAGAACUAAUUACUAGUGAGAAACACGCAAAGAGCAACGUAAUACCCAGGGCAGCCAAUAGGGAUAAAAGCUUAUACACAAAACUGUCAUGACCUAGAAGUGAAGACUGUUUAAAAACACUGAUCUCCACUUAGCUUGUAAAUGCGCAUCACCCUCUUUCUCACUCACAUAUAUUCUCUCUCUCCCUGACACACACACACGCUUCUGGAUUUGCAGAAGAUAGACGUCUAGGGCACAUUCUUGGCAUCCACAGGAGAAUCAUAUGGGAUUAAAAAACCACAGCAGAACUGCUGAAAGCUGCCUCUUGAGGAUUACAACUUCGCCUUUUCUUUUUACGGAUGCUUGUUUACUAUCCAUGUGGUAACCUCUGGACAGCCAGUAAUCCAUUCGUUAUCCACAGUGAUUGAGUGCAGGAGUAGUGCACUAACUACUUCACUCGGCUGACGGCAGAAGACAAAAGGAGGGAAAUGAUGAAUUCGGACAAUUUAACCUCCCAAAGCUUCCUCUCUGCGAUUCACAGCAACACCAGCAAUUUAUUCUCAGGGCUCCAGUUUGUUCAGUCCUUCAAGCCACUCAUCAUCCCCUGCUACUCGCUAGUGGUUUUUAUUGGUGUCAUUGGGAACUACCUUCUCAUUUAUGUUAUCUGCAAGACAAAAAAGAUGCACAAUGUCACCAACUUUCUGGUAGGCAACCUGGCUUUCUCAGACAUGCUCAUGUGUGCCACCUGCGUGCCCCUGACGCUCGCCUAUGCCUUUGAGCCCAGAGGAUGGGUGUAUGGGCGUUUCAUGUGCUACUUUGUUUUCCUGAUGCAACCCGUCACUGUGUUUGUGUCUGUCUUUACCUUGACUGUCAUAGCUGUGGAUAGGUAUUAUGCCAUGGUGUAUCCAUUCCGCAGGAGGCUCACAAUCCCUAUUUGUGCUUAUAUCCUGGCUGCUAUUUGGUUGCUGAGCUGUACCUUGGCUGCCCCAGCCUUGGUCCACACUUAUCACGCAGAGUUCCCAGAACUGGACUUCUCUAUCUGUGAGGAGUUUUGGUUCCACAUGAAAAGAGAUCGCUUAGCUUACGCCUACAGCACUCUCAUCAUCACAUAUGUACUGCCUUUGGCUGUCAUCUCCCUGUCCUACCUGAGAAUCUCUGUCAAGCUCAAGAACCGUGUAGUCCCUGGCAAUGUCACCCAGGGCCAAGCUGAAUGGGAUAGAGCAAGGAGGAGAAAGACUUUUCGCUUACUAGUCUUAGUGGUGGCAGCCUUUGGAGUCUGUUGGCUGCCUCUGCACAUCUUCAACAUGAUAAAGGACAUCGACAUCAGCUUGAUUGACAAGCAAUAUUUCAACUUCAUCCAGCUGCUGUGCCACUGGUUUGCAAUGAUGUCUGCUUGUACCAAUGCCUUCCUCUAUGCCUGGCUCCAUGACAGCUUUAGGGGGGAGCUGAAGAAAAUGUUUGCCUGGAAGAAGAAGAAGAUUGGACCCACAACAAACUGCAUUAUGGCCAGUGUGGUGCUGUAAAAGAGAGCUGGUGGG